AUCUGCAAGACAAUGUCAUAAACGUCAAAUCGCCGUUUUAUUAGACAACCGGUGUCGCGACCGGUGUGUGUGUGGAGGUGUCACACCUCCUCAAUAACCCUUAUUAAAUGACAAAAUGAUAUCAUCUAUGUAUAAAAUGGCUGGCUUUAGUUAUUGAUUUAGAAACUGGCCUUCUUAUUGAUUUUGUGGUCCUGUCAAAUUUUUGUAUAAAAUGCAAGAUCGCAGAAGAUGCAAAGCAAAUCAAAGAGUAGGCAGAAAAGUAUGGAACAAAUUGCUCAAAAAACUUCAAUGGAUCUUCAAAUGCAAUAAAGAUGGAAUGUGCAAAGAGACUGUGGAGAAGGUCAAUAGAGAAAGACAAAUUGCGCUGUGUUACCAUGCUCUGUGAUGGGAACAGCAAAUCAUUCAAGGCUGUAUCAGAUUUGCAUGUGUAUGGAAAGGAAAAGCAGAUAACAAAGGAGGAGUGUGUAAACCAUGUCUCUAAAAGGAUGGGCACUGCUUUAAGAAAGCUAAUUGAUACUUUAAAGGCAGAGAGAGGCAGUCCAAUCUCUGGCAAAGGAAAGGUGACAAAGGACAUGGUGCUAAGAAUACAAAAUUGUUAUGGCAAAACUGGCAAGGAACACUCAAAUCAUGUGCCACUUCUGAAGAAACGGAUUUUUGCAAUUCUUUGUAUGCAAACCCAAAGCAUAAUCAUUGUCCCCCUGGUGCUACAUCUUGGUGUUUCUGGCAGAGAGACCUUGCAAAAUGCAACAGCCCUGGAAGUCACAAGGCUCAUGCUACAUUGUCAUCAGAUGUAGUAAAGAAAAUGGUUCCAGUUUUUUAACGCCUUGCUUAUGAAGAUUUACUGAGAAGAUCUUCCUGUGAAUCGAAGCAAAAUAGCAAUGAAUCUUUUCACAGUGUUGUUUGAAGAAUUUGCUCUAAAAUUAUUUAUGUUGGAAGGCAUACGCUGGAAACAGCUGUAUCAAUGGCAGCUUGCAAGUUUUCAAUAGGAGCAACAUUUAAAACAGUUAGGCAUAAAGGCUGGAGUGCAUACAAGAAAAUCAUCAGCCAUUAAAUCAGUGCAAAGGUUGGAAAUAGCAAGAAAAACUUCCAAUGAUAUAGCUAAAACAAGAAGAAGUUGAUUGGAAUAAAAAGGAACCGCAAAAGAGGUUUAGAAGAAAAAGCAAGAGGGAGACAAUGGCAACCCUCUAUUAUUUUUUCAUGUUUUUGCUGCUGCAAUGAUAGUGAUCUAGUUCAGAAAAUGUAGCAAGAAGCUUGAACAAAAACUGAAAUAUCUUAACAGUUCGGAAAUCUUAAAGAAAAUGAACUUUUGACAACUUGUUACUAGUUUUGCUUUGUUUUUUGCAUUCAGAUUUUUUAAAUAGUCAUUUUGUCAGGAUCUGUUUUAUGCGUAACUGUCUGACUAGGUCACUUCUUCAUUUCAUGACAGUUUCACCUAUUUAGUCUUUAUAUCAAUUUACUCACUAUAAGCUGAUUAAUGCAAUGAAGAUGUCUGUUUUCAAAUAUUUUCAAAAAGAACUGUCAAACAUUGUUCUAUAGAAUUGUCACAGUUUUCAAAUUUAAAGGCAUGAAGUCUACUAUGCUGCUGGAUAUUUGAGAUAUGUGGCGUAAGCCAACUCCUAAUUGCAAAGAUGUACUGAAGCACUUCCACUUUGUGCGGCAGUGUAUUUGUGCUUGAUCAGUACCAUAAGGUUGGGCAAAGUCAGGGCAUUGCUUUUUCUCAGCUUUGAUGCAAUGUCACUGUAGAGCUAUAAAAGAUUGAAAAGUUCAGCCAUGUUUUGAUUCAACAGGUUAGGUUCUUUAAGUUUGAUUCAGUUUCACACUCAGGGAAGCUCGUUUUUGUCAUUAUCAUCAUAUUAUAAGAAACAUUAAUAAGAUUAUAAAUCAACAGAGGGAAGUUUACUCUGUAUUAUCAUUAAAAGAUGAGGUAAUUUGCGUGGAGACUGGCCUAACAAAUUAGGAUAUAUUCUUUAUCGUUGUAAAUUAUGUCAGACGGUUUGCAAGUGAUGGCUGAAAGUUGACAAAGUUUUGUUGAAGGAUCAGGUUUUUAUAACCCUAAUGAAAGUACAACAGCUUUUUCACUGUAGCACUUCAACGAUCAGUAAUAUAAUACUGACACUUUUUCAUGUACGCUGCAAGCUGCUUUAUGAUUUUAUUAGGGCUGUUGAAAAACUGUGCCAUCAAGGGAAAAGAACAGAUCCUCUAUGCCUGAAUCAUUUUCAUUAUUUGGCCAUUGUAAAAUGAUAAUUGACUGCACAGAUAUUGAGGUUGCUGCCCCUGGCUCGAUGAGUGGACAGAAACUGAUCUGUUCAACAUAGAGAGAAAUGAACUCAUUAAAGACACUGAUUGGGGUUGCACCAAAUGUUGUCAUUAUGUAAGCACACUGUUUCCUGGCUCAACAACUGAUGAAGCCAUUGUUGAGAAAUCUGGAGUGCUACAUCAUUUUGAAGCAGGAGAUAUUAUACUACCAGAUAAGGGGUUUUUAAUAUCAGAUAUUCUUCUGCCAGGUGUUUCUGUAAACUUCCCCCCUUCUUAUAUAAUGGAAAGUUUCAUUCAAGUGAAAUAAAGCUCACCAAAACAAAUGCAAGAUGCAGAAUUCACUUUGAAUGAGGAAACACAAGGCUUAAAGUGCUACUGACAUGAAAAAUGAAAAAAAAUAAAAAAACAUUUUUAUUGCCUAAUCCUAUCAAGCUAAGAGCGCUGAAUCGAAUGGUAUAGCUUUUUCUUGCAUAUCUUUUCUUUAAUGCACUUAUUUCAAGCUCCAAAGUGCGGAUUUUCGUUAGUUUUUGUUCGAAUAAAAAAACGCAACCAAAGAGGAAUUUCAGGAAUUCAUGACGUAUUCUGGUGUGUUAGUGCAACAACGAGGUCAGAUUAUCGCGUGCAUUUGAAAGGUGGCAGACAUGGAGGAUAGAUAAAAACGACCUAAAGGGGGCAAAUAUUGCUGUGCUGGUGCACCAAACGAUACUAGCUGUAAGAAUAAUAGCCAUACUCCUGGAAUUUCUAUGCAUGCGUUCCCGAAAGAUGAAAAACAGCGUCGAUUAUGGGUGCAAUUUGUAAGAAGACACAGGGCUGGUUUCACUCCGUCGUCUUUGUCCGCUCUGUGUUCUAUUCAUUUCAAACCUAUUUAUUUUGUAAGACGCAUAGACAUCACUUUGGAAAGUACUUCUACUGGCAUUACCAGACAGCGCAGACUUGAAAUUGGUGCUGUUCCUUCAAUUGAUGCGGCAGGAAGCCCCCCCGAAUCACUUCCCUCAAAGCGUCAGCAAAGGCACCUCAAAAGAAAAGUAUGUAUGACACCACUGUUCUCUACUGUAAAUGGGGGUUGUAAUUAUCCACCCCUCAAUUUUGCAAAAAUACAUAUGGUCAACAUAACUUUUUUUAAAAUUGAAGAAAAGUUGUUGAGGGGUAGGGUGUACACAUACUUUCUAUUAUUUACGAAUAAAAGAAUAGCAGACAGUGCAUGAUGAUAGACAGUGACUCAUUAUAUAUUUUCCCAGUGACACAAACAAGGGUUGUUUAUGCUUACAAAAAAUUUCACUAAGGAAGUUCCCUGCUUGAUUGGUUAUAGAAGCCAAACAAUACAAUUUUGUGUAACGUUGUCUCUCAAAGACAGUGUUUUGCAUGACCACCAUGGAAGGCUUUUGCGUGUCUGCAGGAAAAAUUAUAAAAUGCUGUUGCUGUCUAAUAAUUAAAACAUCAUGUGUACGGAAAUAGGGUUUUCGUUGCACCUUUACUGAUUCAACCUUUAGAAAAAACUUAGAGGGGAUUUCACCUGAGACAUAGAUAUUUCGGUCUUUGUUACAAUUAGAGACUCGGCACGGUCCUAAGGGGUGUGUGUGUAACUUUAUAUAGUGAUACACCAAUUUUUCGAUGGCUACAUAACCAUGCUCUAUGAAUUUAUAGACUGCUGCUUUAGAAAUUCAUCCAAUUGAUCAUCGACCAAAAGCUGCACAAAAAACAAAAGAUGAAGCAGCCGACUAAAGAAAGAGCUUCAAGAACUAAAGAACACACAAAACCCCACUUCCUUGAGCCAACUAGAUGAGACUGAGACUGUUGUUGACUCAGAGUCAGAUUUCUCUGAAACUGAAGAAAAGGACCAAUUUGGAGAGCAGCGACGGAGAUGAGACUGAAGAUGACAUGCUGGAUGUCUGGGAGAACAAAGUAAAUCUUGAUGAUGAUGAUGAUGAUGAUGAUGAUGAUGAUGAUGAUGAUGAUGAUGAUGAUGAUGAUGAUGAUGAUGAUGAUGAUGAUGAUGAUGAUGAUGAUGAUGAUGACAACGAUGAUGUUCUUUCUGAUGGAAGUGAACCAGUAUGUAUUGAAAAAGCGGAUCCACGAAAAAACAGACAAAGGAAAACAAACUUAUCUGCCAGCAGAGUGAAAUGAGUUCAAAUUGAAACAUGCGCUUUAGAGUUUAGAUGAAAUGUUUUUGAAUUUGAACAAUAAAAAGUUUUUUGCUGCAUACAUUUGAAAUAGACUAUGGAAAAGAGUGGUGGCACCAUAUGAUGAUAUGGGGGAAGUAAUAAUCCCAAGGGAAUGCAAGAUUUGCCAAUUGAACGUCACAGAUUUCUCAUUUGACCACCCAUCAAAUGGAAAAGUCUUUGAUGCAAUUUCUUCAAAGGCGCCAACAAGUCUUUGCUGUCCUGGGUUGAUCGGGAAGUUUUUUAAAUUGACCCUUGAUCAUGCUAUUGAUUUUCCCAGAAUGAAUAAUUUCUAUUAGCCUAAGAGUCUCAGUGAAUAAUUUGAAUGAUUUCGUAUAAACAACAUAAAAUGUUAAACAUAAAUGCAAGUACAUGAGGUGAGGUCAUAGGUGUGGCAUCUAAAAGUUGACUUCAGCAUAACCUCCCUUCGUAACUUUUCAAAACCAGCUGUUCUUACUUCCAGAAGCUUGAGAAUUUGCUUCAGAAACGUUGUUUUAGAAAUUCAUGUGAUUCACUCUUACUAUCAGGUGAACACAUUGGUUGUUACGUUACGUUCUUCUAUUAAAAAUUUUUUCUUCUUUCAGUGCUGUUCAAAAGCUGUCAGCAGAAGAUGAAAAUAAAUUUAUAGUGUUCCAGUCAAUGCUAAUUUCCCUUUUCACAAUGUUCUGCUUCAAAUGCCACCAUAAGGAACCAUCUGUGAAAAUGUUUAAAAAAGGAACCAUGGUGCAAGUUCUGCAGACUUGUGACAAGUGCAAUAAUUCUUUCAAGUUGAGCAGCCAUUGUUACUGGGUAAACAUCCUGCUGGGAACAUAUUGCACAGCUUUGCAACUCUUGCUGCUGGAGCAUCAAUAACCCAGAUGCUACUUGUAAUGAAACAUAUGGGAUUAUCCUGUUACAAAGCACGAACAUAUUUACGGCACCAGAAGAAAUCUUUUUCCUGCAAUUCUCUACCACUGGAUAAAAUAUCAAGAAAACAUGUUUUCUAGCUUGCGGCACAUGAAGAACUUGACCUGGUGUGGGGAUGGUCGCUUUGACCCUAUGGGCCAUAGUACAAAGUAUGGGGUUUAUUCCAUGCUUUGUGCAUCCAGAUGGCAAAUAGUUCACUUCCAACUAUUACGGGUUUGCUUUUGUUGAAGACUUUUUUAAUGAAAUACAUUCUACUUAUAAUACAUAACAACAGGAGGUGAUUAUGGCACAGAAGAGAUAAUUAUAUGUAAUUUUUAUCAGAGACAUUGUCAAUGUUCUAGUAAUAAAAUCCCUGGGAUUUUCGCCAUAGGCAAAUGAAGCUGGCUCAAGCAGUGCCAUGGAACUUGUAGGAGCCAAAAAGUGUUUUUCCAAACUAAAAUAAGAGAAAAUUGAUCUCUCCACGUUUGUGUCAGACCGUCAUCUUGGCAUCUCAAAAUGGGUCAGAACAGAAGAACAAGGAACGCAACAUUUCUUUGAGAUUUUGGCACGUUGCUCGAUCUAUUUCAAAAAAGUAAUAGCUGCUGCUAAAGAGAGAGGAAGUGAGAUUUUGCAGAAAUGGGUGGAAGGCAUACAGAGACAUCUCUAUUGGUGUGUGCUUUCGACAAAACAAGGGUUUGGUUCACAAAUUAUUGCCAAGUGGGAGGCAAUUAUACAACAUGUUGCUGGUAAGCAUGAGGGCUUCGACAAUCCCCUGUUUCCUAGGUGUGCUCAUGGAGAAUUAGAACGAAGAAAGGUGAUAAAAAAAGGUAAGUAUAAUAAUUUUAGUUUCCUUUGUGCUGUCCUACAAAUUCUCAAUAAUGAAAAAAAUUAACCUUAUACAGUGGCGUAGCGUCCGUGUAUUCAAGGUAUUCAGUGAAUACCCUGAGAUUUCUCAGAAAAAAUAUUAAUACGACGUAUAAUUGUAAUAACUAAAAAAUGUUUUGGGGCUAUUGAUUCUGGUUGAAUUUGUUACCUUCGAUAUUCUACAUUUUGUACAAGUACAAAAUAUCACGAAACUCAUGGAAACAAUAACGCUGCGACGCAUAGAGAAGCUGGGAGAUCUUUGAGGCUAAUUUUGAAGAUUGAGUUACUUCAUGUUGAAUGGAGAUCGGUCAUGAAUACGCAGUGAAUAUGGUACUUUAACCAAUCAAAAUGCUCCUUUCCAUGAAUAAUGAUUAUUUGCCGUUAAUCAGCUAAAACAAUGCUCUUGUACGCUGAGAAAUAUGCAGCGUACAGCCUCAAACUAAAAACUAAUUGCUUAUGGUUUAAUGGAGUCAGUGUGUGUUUGAAAUGAGCGUGUAAUGUGUACCACAUAUUUUUACUAAUAAAAUGAUAAAAUACAAAAUGUUGUAUUGAUUGUUGAUUGCCUUACUGCAACACACUUUGUUGAUUUGUUCGGACUGUUACGAUAAAGUGGAGGCACCGUCCGGAUAGUGUGUUGGAGUAAGUUUUGUUUGUGGAAAAUAUGUCGGUGAUAGAUAGGAGAAAGAACGUUUGAUUGGCGCAUAAAGAAUUUGCAUUGCAAAUCAUAGAGGACAGCAAUGAAAACGAUGUGAGUGAAACAGAUUUAAGAAUGAUUCAGUCACAGCUGAAGGACAAGCAGAAGAAGCUUGAUAAAUUGGACGACACGAUAUUGGGGUUAAUAAGUGAGGAAGGAGAAGCCGAUGAUUGUGUCAAGGAAGGCAAAGAAGCGGGACAGUUUAGAUCAAAAGUUCAGGCUGCUAUAAUACAAAUCCAAGGUCGAUUGGAUGAUAAGUUACAACGCAGUGGUUCCAUUGACAGUCUAAGUUCUACAGCCACUUUGAAUACUAGAAAGGUGUGGGCAAGGUUACCUAAAUUGGAGAUGCGAAAAUUCAGCGGUAAACCGUAUGAUUGGCAGGAGUUUUGGGACGCAUUUCGUUCGUCAGUUCACGAAAAUGAGGAACUCUGUCAAGUGGACACCAUAGUGCCUUAUGUGAACAAGCUAAUGCUAAUUCUACUGUGUGUAAGGAUGUCGGAAAGGCGAACAUGAAUACUUGCGUAGAGAGUGUUGAAUGUGGGGGGAGGGUAGCUCUCCAAACCGCGCAAGGUUAUGUUAAUGGAACGAGGAAAGUGUGAGCACUUUUUGAUGGGGGAAGUCACAGGUCCUUUGUUACCUCCAAUGUUGUGAACAAAGCAGGUAUUUUUCCUUCUCGUAAGGAGAAUUUGCAUAUAUGUAGAUUUGGUGAGACUAAUGUAGAUGUUUCUGCAUUGUUCAAUGUUCAAAUCAAUUUGUCGUCUGUAGAUAAGAAGUAUAACAUCCCAUUUGAAGCUUGUGUUCUAGAUUCCAUCUCACAGCUGGAAAACCAACAUUUAGAGAUCGUAAAGAAGGAUUUUGCUCAUCUGAAGGACAUUUGGUUUUCAGACGUUGAUUCGAAAGAAGAGCAACUAAGCAUACAAAUUCUGAUCUGUGCAGAUUACAUGUGGCGGUUUAUGGAGGACGAAACGAGAAAAGGAGGUGUGAACAAGCCAGUCGCCGUACGAACAAAGUUGGGUUGGGUUCUUUCAGGACCAGUUAAAAGUGAGAUCGUUGAUGUUACUUCUGUCAGCAAUGUCAAUAUCAAUUUUGCAUCGGAUAAGGAAACUAAUGUGUUUAAUGAUAAGGCCAGUUUACAGGAUCAGGUCCAAAAACUAUGGGAUUUAGAUUCUGUUGGAGUAAGGCCUACAACUGAUUUUCAUGAAGAUAUUGUUGAUAAUAUCAAAUUUACAGGCGAGCGUUACUCGACUAAAUUGCCAUGGAAGGAAGCCCAUAAACCCCUUCCAACUAAUUACGGUGUCAGUGUAGCGAGAUUAAAGGGGCAAUUAUCUAAACUCAAGAAAAGCCCUGAAGUAUUGCAAGAGUAUGACAAUAUUAUUAAGGACCAGCUUGAGAGGGGGAUUAUAGAGAAGGUUGUAGGUUUAGAUAAUUCUAGCAAUGUUCAUUAUUUACGCAUCAUGCUGUUAUAAGGGAGGAGGCAGAGACCACCAAAUUGCGUAUUGUUUAUGAUGCAUCGUGUAGAGAAAAACACAAUGGUACUUCUUUGAAUGAUUGUUUACACGUAGGCCCGUCCUUGAAUCCGUUGUUUUUUAUCUUCUUGUCCCUUGGAGACAUCACCAAGUCGCUUUAGUCGCCGAUAUUGAGAAAGCACCCUGAAGACAGGAAUUGUUUACGUUUUUUGUGGGUUAAUGACAUAAAUUCCCAGUCGCCAUCUAUUGAGACGUAUCUUUUUAAUAGAGUAGUUUUUGGAAUAAAUUCAUCUCCAUUUUUACUCAAUGCUGUUUUACGUCAUCAUAUUGACAAAUAUACAGAGGUCGAUCCGCAAUUUGUAUCACAUGUAAGAAAUGAAUUUUACGUAGAUGACCUAGCAUCAGGAGCUAAGAAUGUAACAGCAGCGCGGAAAUUGUAUCGUAAGGUUAAGAACAGGAUGGCUGAAGGAGGUUUUCAUUUACGCAAAUGGAAAACUAAUGAACUAAUGAUUUUAAGACAAAAGAAUGCGACAAUUUGUAUGCGAAAACCAUCUUGAAUGAGGGAAAGGAUAUUGAUUCCUCAUGUAAAGUUUUAGGGAUUCAUUGGAAUUAACGUGAAGAUACCUUGCAAUUCGAAUUUUCGAAAAUUGCAUCCGAAUUACUGGGUAAGAAAGUAACGAAGCGUGAAAAAUUAAGUUUUCUUAGCCAAUACUUUUGACCUGUUAGGUGUUCUUUCGCCUAUUCUGAUUAAUAGAAAAUUUCUUUUUCAGGAAUUGUGUGUCGAAAAUAUAGGGUGGGAUGACGAGUUACCCCCUGAUAAAUUAGAGCGUUGGAAUAAUUGGUUAAGUUCAUUAAUUAAUGUGGGCUCUAUUGUUAUUCCCAGAUGUUUGUAUGGGAAGAAUGCUGAGGAAAUUUUGCAUUGUUCUCUAUACGGUUUUGCUUAUCCGUCUUUAAAGGGUUAUUGUGCUACCAUGUAUUUUGUUUAUGAAACUAAGGAAGGAGUUUUCAGUCAGCUAGUAUGUUCAAAAACCAGAGUAGCACCAUUGAAAGCUCUUUCUAUCCCGCGUUUAGAAUUAAUGUCUGCUAGAAUUCUUGCAACACUAAUGAAAACUGUUUCCUCAGCCUUAAGUAGUUACUGUUAUAUAGAGGAAAGGUAUCUUUGGCUUGACAGUAAAACCGCACUGUUUUGAAUAAAUAACAGAAAUGAAUGGAAACAGUUUGUGCAACACAGAGUGAAUGAAAUUUUAAGGUUAUCUUCAAGUGAAGAGUGGAGACAUUGUCCCGGUAAAGAUAAUCCAGCAGAUUUAGGAUCGCGUGGGGUUCAUGCUAAUACUUUGAAGGAUAGUGAGUUAUGGUGGCAUGGUCCAGAUUGGUUAUGUCAGGAUAAGUCUUGUUGGCCAUCAAAUAUUGAUUUAGGUAGACCUUCUGAAGUAGAUGUGGAACGUAAGAAGGAUGUCAAUUCCAUGUUGAUUAGAGAGGAGAGUUCUAAGGGUAUUGACCAACUCAUUGACAUCAAUAAGUACAGUUCGUAUGAUAAGCUUGUACGCGUUACUGCAUAUGUCUGACGAUUCAUAAAUAAUCUUAAAGCUAAAAUGAACAAACAGGAAAAAUUAAUCGGAUCUGUAACUGUGCCAGAAAUCUUGUCUGCGGAAAGGUUGUGGAUUAUUAAUGCGCAGGCAGUCUUGAAACAAGAUCCAAAAUUUGAAUUGCUUAAAAAACAGCUAGGCAUUGGAGAGCAGAGUGGUAUUUUAAGAUGUGUAGGUAGACUAUCAAACUCUGAUAUGGAAUUUGAGAGCAAAUUUCCUAUAAUAUUGCCAAAGAACCAUCGUUUCACGGAACUCGUUGUUUUACAUGUCCAUGCGUUAAUGGGGCACGAGGGUCUUCGUAUCACUUUAACGGAAUUAAGAUCUCGGUUUUGGAUUACUAAGGGGAGGGAAUUCAUUAAGAAGCUUAUCAAGCCUUGUAUAAUCUGUAAGAAAUUGGAGGGUAAGGCUUAUAAGGCACCGUUACCAAAUUUUAGAGUACAGGAGUCGCCGCCUUUCAGCAAAGUAGGUGUUGAUUUUGCUGGACCGUUGUAUGUCAAGGGGUUAAAGGGUAAAACACAUAAAACGUAUAUCGCCCUUUCUUCAUGCUGUGUAACACGCGCUUUACAUUUAGAAUUGGUGGAAGACCUUACAGCUCAGUCUUUCUUAAGAUGCUUAAGACGAUUUACUGCUCGAAGAGGUACGCCAGAGUUAAUCGUAUCUGACAACGCAAAAACUUUUAAGGCAGCAGCCAAAUCUAUCAAUCGUAUAUUCAGAAAUAAAGAUAUUCAGCAGGAGUUGGAGUCAAGAAGAAAAGAAUGGAAAUUUAAUCUAGAAAGAAGCCCGUGGUGGGGUGGCAUGUUUGAACGAAUGGUUGGUUUAGUUAAAUGUAUACUUAGAAAAAUUCUUGGCAAUGCUCUUUUGAAUAAGGAUGAAAUGCAUACUGUUUUAGUAGAAGUGGAAGGAAUUUUGAAUUCUCGACCACUGACGUACAUAUACGAGGAUGAUUUUAAUGUUGACAUACUAACACCGUCUCAUUUAAUGUUUGGUAGUUUGGUAGGACUAGCCAAGCUGUGUAGUUUAUGCAACUCGAUAUGGAAACACAAACAUUGGCCCAAUGAUUGGUUGAAAUCUGUGUUCAUAACUAUUCCGAAAAAGGGUGACGCAACACUAUGCAAGAACAACCGCACCAUCGUUCUGAUCUCACAUACCAGUAAGAUUUUGCUGUAUGUGAUUGUAGAACGCAUGCGUAAGCGUCUUGAUGAAGAACUACCAGCCACACAGGCAGAGGAACUAGAGAUCAAAUAUCCAAUAUCCGACGAAUCAUGGAAAAAUUGAAGGAACGCAAAAGGCAACUUAUCCUUUGCUUUAUUGACUACGCAAAGGCCUUCGACUGCGUCGACCACGGCCUCUUGCUAAGUAUAAUGAGAGAUAUGGGCUUUCCAGAACACAUAAUCCAUCUCCUACAUGAACUCUACCGGAACCAGUGUGCAGUUGUCAGAGCAGAAAGUGGUGAAAGCGACGAAUUUGUCAUUGGAAAGGGAGUAAGACAGGGGUGCAUUCUCUCCCCUCACCUUUUCAACUUAUAUGGUGAACACAUAAUGAGGAAGGCGUUAUCGAACAUGGAAAUGGGUGUAUCUAUUGGUGGGCGGUUGAUAAACGACCUUAGAUACGCUGACGACACGUCCCUCAUCGCCGAAACCAUCCAAGAUAUGAACACAUUGCUUCAAAAGCUCAAAGUAGAAAGUGAGAAAUGCGGUUUAUAUCUCAAUGUCGACAAAACUAAAAUCAUGAAAACUACUGCAGACAACAACCAUAUAUUUGUCGACGGCAAAGAAGUGGAGGAAGUGAACAACUUUAACUUUCUCGGUUCGAUGAUUAGACCUGAUGGAGACUGUGAAAAGAAGAUUGAACGACGGUUAGCGAUGGGCAGGUCUGCUGUUGGAAAGCUACAGAAGAUAUGGAAGAACCAUGACAUCCGGUUAGACACGAAAACCCGACUGAUGCGGUCUUUGGUAUUUUCCAUCGUCCUCUAUGGUGCAGAGGUAUAGACUUUAAAGACACGCUCCCGAAAAAGAAUUGACGCGUUUGAAAUGUGGUCGUGGCGUCGUAUGCUGAGCAUCCACUGGUCCGAAAGGCAAACCCAUGCAAGCGUGCUUGACAGAGUAUACCGUCCAAACAGUCUACUCAAUCUCAUUCAUAGAGCACAACUCACAUACUUCGGACACGCCGCACGAAAACCAGAUGACAGCAUAGAAAAGAUUGCUAUAUUGGGUAUGGUUGAGGGCAGUAGAGGGAGGGGCAGACCCCCGACGUGGUGGACUGAUAACAUCAAAUCGCUCACUGGCAUGCAACUCUACGAAGCGCUAACCAUGGCCCAGAACAGAGUGGAUUGGAGAGAAAUGGUCAUGGCAGGCACAAGCAACCGCAACGGCUGAAGGAACGACGACGACGAUGAGGCGAUUAUCACCUCUUGCAGAUCACAUAGAAUUUUAAUUAUUCUGAUGAUGGAACUUCGCAUAGUAAACGAUUCCUUUAUCUAGUUAGGAAAUUACAACAUUUUUGGAAUAGAUGGAGAACCGAAUAUUUGAGGAAACUACGUGAAAAGCAUAAUGCUACUGGAGCCGACAAUUGUGACAUUCAUAAAGGAGACAGUAUUGAUAGAGGAUGAAAAUGUCAAAAGAAGUCAAUGGAAGAUUGGAAGAAUCGAAAGAUUAAUUGUCAGUAAGGAUGGUAAGAUACGGGGUGCUUCUGUAGUUAAGAUUUGCAAAGGUAAGCGAGAUUUACUUAAUAGACCAAUUACUAAACUUUAUCCUUUGGAGAUAACAGGGACAAGUGACGAAGUGGGGGAUAUAGGAAAUGGUGACAGUGAAAGAAAGGAAGUACGGAAUAGGCCUCAUAGAGCUGCAGCUACCGACGCGCUAUGGCGGACCCGCCUUGUUUUUGACUCGGAGUGAGUCAAGGGGGAGAGUGUCACGGAAAGCAGGGAGUUUGCCGCGCAAACGCCUUUCCCACGGUUUACUUGCGUAAUUAACCAGUGUGUUAUUAAUCAAGGUCGUGUUUUCAGUAUUCUUACAAUUUCUUUUGUCUUGUAAUAGCUCUACAUAGGUUUAAUCGUUUACACAUUUAUUGUUGGUAAUAUCUUUUGUAUUUGCCGCUUGGUUAAUUGACUUGGAACAUUUACACAUAUCUUUUGUAAUCAUAUUUUCUAAAGGGACCGAUAACUAAAAACUAAUUGCUUAUGGUUUAAUGGAGUCAGUGUAUGUUUGAAAUGAGCAUCUAAUGUAUACCACAUAUUUUUACUAAUAAAAUGAUAAAAUACAAAAUGUAUUGAUUGUUGAUUGCCUUACUGCAACACACUUUGUUGAUUUGUUCGGACUGUUACGAUAUUACAUCAGUGCAAAUUUUAGAGGAUUCAACAACAACUAUUGGGACAUAUUUCGACUAGCAAAAUUUUACUGACUUUCAAUGAUACGUUUUGUUACGUUUGUUACGUAAUGAUACGUUCAAAUGGAUUACUUUUGAUGAAAUGGUUAGUGGUAUUUUGAUGCAAUGAAUGAGUUCGAAGAGUAUAUUUGCGUUGGGUUCUUUAGCAAAGUAUCCUUUUCAUCAUAGUAAUGCCCUGACAGUGUAGUACUUGCCAACCGAACCAGAAAGAAAAUUAGAUAAAAUGUCAAUAGCUAGUCAUUUUAAACUUCCUAUUAUCCCUCCUAUUUCCAUCGAGCCCCAUGAAGCCAUACCCUGCCCUACCCUUUUGUUUAAUAGAGAAUACCCAGUUGAAAAAGUCACGCUACGCAACUGACCUUAUAGUUUUAUUGCACAGAGCUUCUCGAA
This is a messenger RNA of Rhopilema esculentum, 13681 nucleotides long. Lineage: Eukaryota; Metazoa; Cnidaria; Scyphozoa; Rhizostomeae; Rhizostomatidae. The record is from RefSeq and is a predicted model, not a curated record.